GUGUCAUCUAUUGGUCUGUAAAGAGGAAGUAACCGGAUGUGGAAACAUUAGCUUGGCUUGCUAAAUCCCGAUAGAAAAAUCUCUUAAAGUUUGUGAAAAACGAGUAUAAUUGAAGUCUAAGACUCUCCACUCAACACUCGCCGUGAGGAAACCGCUUCUACAUGUUUGCUUUGAACAGCUGUGCUAAAAGACACGUCCACGCUGAGUUUGUGAGACAGUACGGGGAAGCACAAGUCGUCUGUGGACACCUCCCCUAAGCCUUGUUGCUCAGCUGAGGACCAAUACUAGGGACAGUUACAGAGUGGAACCAGAACUUCUGACCAAGGAAGCAGAUAACCAGAAGCUGUCGGUUACAUGGCUGAAACCGUGACCUACUAAAAAACAUAUGUAGGUUGCAAACAAGGAUUGUGAAAAAGGAGAAUCCCAGGGGGAUCAAGGGUGUCUAAAAUGAUGAAGGUCAAAGCUGACAUCCCCAGAGGGCUCCGUGUGGAGCCCCCCAUUCCUGCAGCAUCCACAUCAGAACCGGAGCAGAAACAAGACAGCAAAGAUCUCAUCCAUCAGAUGUUGGUGAUUAAAGUGGUUCCCCAUGACUGGAGCCCCAGUUUGGACCAGCAGGAUCCAGGGCCCCCCCACGUAAAGGAGGAAGAUGAGGAGCUGUGGAUCAGUCAGGGGGAAGAGCAGCUUUCUGUAAAGAGUGAAGAUGAGGAAAAACCUCGGUUAUCAGAGCUUCAUCAAGUCAAAACUGAAAACAAUAGAGAGACAGAAGCUCCAACCAGCAGCUCAGUUAUACAGAUGGAAAGAGAACCUGAUGGACAGAGCUGUGGAGGAUUAGAACCAGACAAGAACCCAGAUCCAGUAUGUUCUUCCCACCUAAGUAAGAAGAUGGUUGAGAGAAGAGGUAAGACAUCAAAACUGUCUUCCAGUGUUACGGCUCAGUAUGGAGUCCACACAGGAGAGAAGCCAUUUGGUUGCAAUAUUUGUGGCAAAAGAUUCAAACAUGAGAGGAAUCUUAAAUUACACAUGAUGAUUCACACUGGAAUGAGAGAGCAUAGGUGUGAUCUUUGUGGUAAAGGAUUUAAGGAAAAGUUUUCUCUUCAGACACAUAUGAGAGUCCACACUGGAGAGACUCCAUUUUCCUGUGAUGAUUGUGGGAGAAGGUUCCAUGCAAAGAGAAAUCUUACCGUUCACAUGAAGCUCCAUUCAGAAGAAAAAACAUUUUCUUGUGAUGUUUGUGGUGCAAGAUUUAAGGUAAAAGUAAGUCUUAAAAAACACAUGUGGAUCCACACUGCAGAGAGACCUUUUGUUUGUAGUGUUUGCAAGAAAGGUUUUUCACAACAACAUCUUUUAAAGAGACACAUGCUUAUUCACACAGGAGAGAAACACUACAUUUGUAGUGUUUGUAGUAAAGGAUUUUCACAGCUAGUAUAUCUGAGAAGGCACCUGGAUAUUCACAAUGCACAAUUUAGCUGUAGAGACUGUGGAAAAUGUUUUGUGAAGGAAACACAGCUACAGCGACAUGUGAGGUUCCACACAGAGGAGAGACGAUUUGGUUGCGAUGUCUGUAAAAGCAGAUUUAGUCAAAGGCAAACUCUUGAAAAUCACAUGAAAGUCCAUUCAGGAGAAAAACAGUUUGUUUGUCAUGUUUGUAGUAAAGCGUUUUCACUGCAUGGAGAUCUAAAGAGACACAUGCGUGUUCACACAUGAGAGAAACUGUUUGUUUUUAGUGUUUGCAGUCAAAGAUUUUCAAGACCAGCAUAUCUGAAAAAACACAUGGAUGUUCACACUUCACUUUUUGAAAGUUUUAUUAAUUGCAGUUAACUUUUUUUGACAUUCAGAUGAAGCAACAUUUUAAACUCCACAGAAGGAGAGGCCUUUUCAUUGUGAUGUUCGCAAAAGUAGAUUAAAUAUAAAGAAUCAUUAUUAAAAGUACUUACCAGGCAGCACAGGGGUAAAGUGUGUGACCAAUGUACGGAGGCCUUAGUACUCGACACAGACUGUCGUGGGUUUGAGUCCCAGCACGUUGACGUUUACUGUGAUUUGAUUUCAUAAAUAAUGGUCGAUUUCUAAGAAGAGUUCAACCUUGUAAGAGCAGCACACUGAGACAGGCAACAACUCCAGUUGCUACAAAUACGUUUCUUAUUUUUUGGUUUUAUGGUUGUAUGAAGUGUUAAUUUAUUGUUCUUUGUUCUGGCUCAUUAUUGCUGUGCAGCACAUUCAUGCAAGUCUGUUUAAAACACAAUUUAAAUAAAGUUGACAUUGACUGAAA
This is a messenger RNA of Girardinichthys multiradiatus, 2266 nucleotides long. Its product is annotated as gastrula zinc finger protein XlCGF8.2DB-like. Lineage: Eukaryota; Metazoa; Chordata; Actinopteri; Cyprinodontiformes; Goodeidae. Gene Ontology annotation, biological process: regulation of transcription by RNA polymerase II. The transcript is spliced from 3 exons. Gene Ontology annotation, molecular function: DNA-binding transcription factor activity; RNA polymerase II cis-regulatory region sequence-specific DNA binding. Bases 448 to 1704 code for a protein of 418 amino acids. The record is from RefSeq and is a predicted model, not a curated record.